Messenger RNA from Neurospora tetraspora, 702 nucleotides. RefSeq lists its product as uncharacterized. The transcript has 3 exons. Lineage: Eukaryota; Fungi; Ascomycota; Sordariomycetes; Sordariales; Sordariaceae. The record is from RefSeq and is a predicted model, not a curated record. Bases 1 to 696 code for a protein of 231 amino acids.
AUGGAUGAAGAAGGACAGAUCCCUCAGCAUCCUGUCAUCGUUCAGGGCCACCAACCCGGCGUACAAGACGAGCAGGUUAACAACAAUCCUAUCGUCCACUACCAGCCGGUCGAGGUCAAUCCUCCUCCCAAUCAGAACCACCUAGCCGUCAAUCAACCUGCGAGCCACAACCACUUAGCCGUCAAUAAUGCGGCGAACCAGAACCACCUAGCCAUCAAUCAACCCGCGAACCAACCCGCGAACCAGAACCAGCCGGUGGUCGUUGACCAACAUGAGGACCAGGCUGCCAAUCAUCAGGCCGGGGGGCACCCCUUUGACCAUCCCCCAGCCUUGUGGAUCGACUAUCUUGAGACUCUUCUGAUGUUGCUGAUUGCUGUGGCCGCAGACACGUUCCUGAUUGCUAGUCGGGAGUCACUUGGCGCUUUUGAAGCUUCUCGGGAAGCCUUCGAUAUUCUCCAAGAAGUCCAUGAGGUUUGGGUCCGGCUGGCCGCCAUCGAUGCGCCUAAAGCAGAAACGGCUUUGCCGGCACUGAUCCGCGCGUAUGAACAGUCUGCCGAAGUUUCCAACCGCGCGGUUCGGGCUUGGGAUGUGGUUACUACUCGACUGGCCGCUCCCGCGGGCGUAAACAACGCCUAUCCUGACGCCCAUCUUCUUGCUGUCCAGCAGGAUAACGGUGUACUGCCUCACGACAACUAGGCGGUU